AUGGCUCUGCCAGAGGGGAUCCUCUCAUGCCCGGAGAUCUGCCUGGAGUGGCAGCAAAGUCAGGGUGCUGGAGCUGGCCUCUACAACCUGGGCCAGACCUGCUUCAUCAACUCCAUCCUGCAGUGCCUGACCUACACCCCACCUCUGGCCAACUACUUCCUCUCUGGGGUCCACAGCCUCUCAUGCCAGCAGCAAGACUUCUGCAUGAUGUGCACAAUGGAGGAGCACGUCUGUGCCGUCCUGCUGUCUGCAGGCAGUGUCGUGCAGCCUGUGUGUGUCAUCGACAGCCUCCAGUUCACCUGCCUGAGCUGCGAGGCUGUUUCCGAUUCCUACGAGGCCUUCCUGGAUCUUCCUUUGGAUAUCAGGGAAGCCUCAUCUGUCAGCGCUGCUCUGCAGGACUUUGUGCAGCCCGAGCAGCUGGACGGAGCCAACUGCAUUAGAUGCAGGAGGUGUGACACCAUGGCUGCAGCCUCCAAGGGCUUCAGCAUCCAAGAGGCGCCCAGGGUCCUGACACUGUCUCUGAAGAGGUUUGGCCUGACCGGCACAAAGCUCUCCAAGGCUGUGCACUUCCCCCUGACCCUGGAUCUUCGCCCGUACAUGUGCCAGGCAGGGGGAGAACCAUGCCUGUACUCCCUGUACGCUGUGCUGGUGCACAGAGGUGGCAGCUGUAACAGUGGGCACUACUUCUGCUACAUCAAGGCCAGCAACGGGCAGUGGUACCGGAUGGACGACACCUCCGUGACGCCCUGCGCCGUCGGCACCGUGCUGCGGCAGCAAGCCUACCUGCUGUUCUACGUCAGGUGCUCUGCUCCAGACACUGCAGACGGUGCUUCUUCGCCUCCAGCACCACCACAGGCCUGUCCCCUCGUCAGUGCCUCUGAGGCUGGCAGUGGGCAGCCUCCUUCUCCCCACUGCCAGACCAACAGAGGUGCAGCCCCAGGGCAGGGGCUGUGGAGCGCAGGCAGCAGGACAGGGAGGGAGCAGCUGCAGGCCGAGCUGAAGGGGCAUCAGGAUGCAGUGCUCGCCCUCCAGCAGCAGCUCCUGGGCUUCCCAGGCGUGCUCGGGCUGCUGAGGCAGCAGGAAGGAGUCUCCAGUGUGCAGGAGGCCCUGGGGACCAGGCUGUUGCCCAGCAGUGUGGCGGGUGCCAUGGAGACAGGCUGUAUGGAGACGAUGCCAACAGAGAGACAGCUGCAGGCAGAGCUCGACGAUGCUUUGGGCAAGCUGCUGCUAGCAGAAGUGGCAGCGAAACUUCACCAAAGAGAGAAGGAGGAGCUGCAGGAAGAUCACUGCCGCCUGCAAGCUGCACAUGAGGAGCUGCAGCAGCUGGUGGCUGAGCUGCAGCAGCGCUUGUCGAGGUGUGGGCAGAGUCACUGCAGAGCAGCACUUUGUUUGGAGGAGAGUGAGCAGCAGUGGCUGGACAUGGUGAGAGAGGAGAACCUCCAGCACGAGCACACGCAGGCGCAGUUAUCCCCAACGCCAGCGCCCGAGGCGAGGAUGGAUGAGAACGGCGGAGACCAAAUGGCAUCCCUGAAGGAGUUACUGCAGGGAUACGACGAAGAGGCAGUGAUUGACCAGGGAAAAUGGUGCAGCACUGCCAGCGUUCGCUACGAGAAUGAGCUGGAAGAGCACCGUACCCAGGACGUGGGGAGGAGGCGACUGGUGAGGAGAAGCCGAUCCCGCAGCCGGGACCGUCGGUGUCGCUGCAGCCACCAGAGCCCAUCUCAGCGGGUGCAGGCCAUCCUUGCGAGCGAGGAGGACAAGCAGCAUGUUGCCCACAAGGUGUUCAGCCAUCUGGCUGAGAUCUACCUGGCAGAGGGUGGAGGUGCUGUGUGGAAGGAAGCAGCAAGGUGGUUGAAGUUUGAGGAGGACGUGGAAGACGGCGGCGAGCGCUGGAGCAAGCCCUACGUGGGCACACUGCCCCUGCCCAGCCUCUUGGAGCUGAAGAGCUUCAUCACCAGUGGGACGGUGCUGCUGGACAUCAGUGCCAGCAGCAUGGAGGAGAUUGCAGAUGCCAUCCUGCAGCAGCAAGGACAGCUCACAGGGCCUGAGGAACAGGCACGGGCAAGAGUCCGAGAAGUUCUUCUGAUGCAGCAUCAGCAUCAGAAGAAGAAGGAGAGGAGCUUCUGGCUGCCCAAGGCUGUGGCACCAGCCCAAAGACUCAGCCCUCAGCCUGCUCCGGGCGCUGCUGAAGCUGAAGGUGUGCCGAAGCAGGAGAGCGCGGCGAUGGCUCUAAGCAAGGCGGAGCAGCGCUUGCUGAAGAGAAUUCCCGUCGCGGCCGAGGCGUGCAGCGUGCUGGUGGCAGAGCUGGAUUCCCUUCAGCAGCCUGUCGUGGCCUUUGUCCGCCUGGCCCAGGCUGUCCUCCUGCCGGGGCUGACACAAGUGCCCGUCCCAACAAGGUUCCUGUUUGUUCUGCUGGGACCAGCAGGGAAAGCCCAGCAGUACCACGAGGUCGGCAGGUGCAUGGCUACUCUCAUGACGGACGAGGUUUUCCAAGCAGUUGCCUAUAAAGGCAAGGGGCGAGGUGACCUGGUGGCUGGCAUCGAGGAGUUCCUGGAGCAGGUGAAGGUCUUGCCAGCAGGACAGUGGGAUCCCUCGAUCCGAAUCGAGCCCCCAGAGAAGGUCCCUUUGCAGGAGCACAGGAAGACGCCAGGAGCUGUCGAUGGCAGCGCUUUGCCAAGCCAGCCGGGGAGACACACUGGUCCUGAGCUGGAGUGGACGGGCAGGCUCUGUGGAGGGCUCAUCCGGGACGUGAAGUGCAGAGCCCUGUGGUACUGGAGCGACUUUCGCGAUGCUCUCAGCCUGCAGUGUCUGGCGUCCUUCCUCUUCCUCUACUGUGCCUGCAUGUCCCCGGUCAUCACCUUUGGGGGACUGCUGGGGGAGGCGACCGAAGGCCACAUCGGUGCCAUGGAGUCCCUGCUGGGUGCCUGCCUGUCCGGUGUGCUCUACUGCCUCUUUGCGGGCCAGCCUCUCACCAUCCUUGGCAGCACCGGGCCCGUCCUUGUCUUUGAGAAGAUCAUCUACCAGUUCUGCAAGGACCACUCGCUCUCCUAUCUGUCUCUGCGGGCGUGCAUCGGGCUCUGGACCUCCUUCUUCUGCAUGGUGCUGGUGGUGACCGACGCCAGCUGCCUGGUGCGCUACAUCACCCGCUUCACCGAGGAGACCUACGCCUCCCUCAUCUGCCUCAUCUUCAUCUACGAGGCUCUGGAGAAGCUGCUGCAGCUGCAAGUGACCUACCCUGUGCACACGCCCAGCACGCUCGACUCCCUCACCACCUACAGCUGCAAGUGUGUGGCACCAACCCAUGCCAGCAAUGAAACCCUGCGCUUCUGGGAGAGCAACCAGAUCAACGUGUCUGGCAUUGCCUGGCACAACCUCACAGUGACUGAAUGUCGGCGUUUGCAUGGAGAGUUUCAAGGAGCUGCCUGUGGGCGCCACGGCCCCUACACGCCUAAUGUCUUCUUGUGGUGCUGCAUCCUCCUCUUCUCCACCUUCAUCCUGGCCAGCAUCCUGAAGAACCUGAGGACCAGCCGCUUCUUCACCACCAAAGUGCGCUCCACGAUCAGCGACUUUGCUGUUUUCCUCACCGUGGCUGUCAUGGUGCUCACUGACUUCCUGGCUGGGAUCCCAUCGCCCAAGCUCCACGUCCCCAGUACGUUAAAGCUCAGCAGAGACGACCGCGGGUGGUUCAUCAGCCCCCUAGGACCCAACCCUUGGUGGACAGUGCUGGCUGCGCUCAUCCCAGCUCUGAUCUGCACCAUCUUGGUGUUCAUGGACCAGCACAUCACGGUGGCUAUUGUGAACAGGAAGGACCACAAACUGAAGAAAGGAUGUGGGUAUCACCUGGACCUUUUCAUGGUGGCCGUGCUGCUCGGGGUGUGCUCCCUGAUGGGCCUGCCCUGGUUUGUGGCUGCCACUGUCCUGUCCAUCACCCACGUGAACAGCCUGAAAGUGGAGGGCGAGGGCUCAGCUCCCGGAGAGCAAGUCACGUUCCAGGGGGUGCGAGAGCAGAGAGUCACUGGCUUGAUGGUCUUUGUGCUGAUGGGCUGCUCUGUCUUCUUGACUCGGGCAUUACAGCUCAUCCCCAUGCCUGUGCUUUACGGCAUCUUCCUCUACAUGGGUGUGUCAUCGCUGCAAGGCCUCGAGUUCUUCCGUCGCUUGCAGCUGCUCUGUAUGCCAGCAAAGCACCAGCCGGACUGCAUCUACCUGCGGCACGUCCCCCUGCGCAAGGUGCACCUCUUCACCUUGAUCCAGUCCAUCUGCCUCGUCCUGCUCUGGGCCAUCAAGAUGACCCCUGCUGCCAUCAUCUUUCCCAUGCUGGAUUUGGCUCUGAUCUUGGUCCGGAGAGCGAUGGAGUUCUGCUUCUCCAAGCGGGAGCUCAGCUUGCUGGACGACCUCCUGCCAGAAAGCAGGAAGAAGAUGGACAGUGCCAAAAACGAAGGCCAAGAAGAAGAGCAGUGA
Molecule: messenger RNA, 4458 nt
Organism: Pogoniulus pusillus (Red-fronted tinkerbird)
Lineage: Eukaryota; Metazoa; Chordata; Aves; Piciformes; Lybiidae
Product: electroneutral sodium bicarbonate exchanger 1-like
Exons: 33
Coding region: 1-4458 (1485 amino acids)
Biological process (GO): bicarbonate transport; monoatomic anion transport; transmembrane transport
Cellular component (GO): plasma membrane
Molecular function (GO): monoatomic anion transmembrane transporter activity; solute:inorganic anion antiporter activity; sodium:bicarbonate symporter activity
Source: RefSeq, a predicted model, not a curated record